This is a messenger RNA of Prunus avium (sweet cherry), 1963 nucleotides long. RefSeq names its product ureide permease 2-like. Gene Ontology annotation, molecular function: uracil:monoatomic cation symporter activity; allantoin:proton symporter activity. NCBI's taxonomy places the organism in Eukaryota, Viridiplantae, Streptophyta, Magnoliopsida, Rosales, Rosaceae. Gene Ontology annotation, cellular component: membrane. The record is from RefSeq and is a predicted model, not a curated record. Gene Ontology annotation, biological process: nitrogen compound transport.
GAGAUGGCAUCAUCAAGUAAGGCGAUAGGUUGACUAUUUGGGCAAUCAUGACACUAGCCGUGGAAAUUUCCACACAAGCAAAAGUCCAUCUCAGGAAGCACAGAUUCAUUCAAGAUUCCAGUUCAGCAGAGUCGUAAACUAUUGAUAUUCUGAAAACCAAGCACUGUCUAAAAGACGUACUUUUCAACGCGUUCAACAAACCGCUAUAUCUACAACUACAAGUUCUUCGCCUUCUCUGGUUCAUGGUCUUGCAUCCUCCAAAAGCUACUAUUUUUAUUGAGCAAACCGGUUUCAUAUCAAAUGGGGUUCAUUGAAAGAUUCCCAAGGCUUCUGGGGGGAAUAUGAGGUUCAUUUCUUUCCUUGUUUUGGUCUUAAGAAGAAUAUGAGAUUGUUUCUGUGAUUAUGACAUGAAAUGAGUGCUUUUGGGUCCACCCAAAUAGUUGGGUUCUUCAUUUUUUUGAUUGGAUCUCUCUGCUGUUCCUCUGCUGAUUUUUUUACCAUCUGAGUGGAAUUUUUCAAGUGGGUUAAAUAUGUAUGUGGUGGAAAGCAAAGGAGGUGCUAUAGCAUGCAUGCUGCUUGCCUUGAUCUUCUUGGGCACAUGGCCUGCUAUCCUCACUCUCCUGGAACGACGAGGCCGGCUUCCUCAGCAUACUUAUCUGGAUUAUUCAAUCACAAAUUUCUUGGCUGCUAUACUUAUUGCUUUAACAUUUGGUCAGAUAGGCAAUAGCACACCUGAGAUGCCAAAUUUUUUAACUCAACUUUCACAGGAUAAUUGGCCUUGUGUUUUGUUUGCAAUGACGGGCGGGGUGGUCCUCAGCCUCGGAAAUCUUUCCACACAGUAUGCUUGGGCUUUUGUUGGUUUGUCAGUGACAGAAGUGAUCACUUCAAGCAUCACCGUUGUCAUAGGCACAACCUUUAACUAUUUCUUAGAUGAUAAAAUUAAUAGAGCCGAUAUUCUUUUUCCUGGGGUCGGUUGCUUCUUGAUUGCUGUUUGUCUUGGCGCUGCUGUUCACUCAUCCAAUGCAGCUGAUAACAAAGUAAAACUUGACAGCUUGUCUAGUGAUCACAUAGAUGCAGCGAAGGUUUCCAAUACUUCCAUGAUCCCAAAUGAGGCUGCGUCGAAGGAUCUGGAGAAUGGAAAUGACCCUGCUCAGAAGGCCAAGGCUGGAACUGCAGGUUUUCUUGUACAGCUUGAGAACAGAAGAUCAAUUAAGGUUUUCGGGAGGAACACUUAUAUUGGAUUGGGAAUAACUUUCUUUGCCGGAGUUUGCUUCUCUCUCUUCUCGCCUGCAUUCAACUUGGCCACAAAUGACCAGUGGAACACUUUGAAGACAGGAGUUCCUCAUUUGGUUGUUUAUACUGCGUUUUUCUACUUCUCAUUAUCUUGCUUUGUCCUUGCCAUCAUUCUAAACAUCACCUUCCUUUACCACCCUGUACUUGGCUCACCCAAAACAUCCUUCCAAGCUUAUCUGAGAGAUUGGAAUGGUAGGGGCUGGGCCCUUUUGGCUGGUCUCCUAUGUGGAUUUGGCAAUGGUCUCCAGUUUAUGGGAGGUCAAGCUGCAGGAUAUGCAGCAGCUGAUGCAGUUCAGGCACUUCCACUGGUGAGCACUUUUUGGGGCAUCCUUCUGUUUGGAGAGUACCGAAAAUCAUCCCGAAGAACAUAUAUAUUGCUUUUCGGCAUGUUGUUUAUGUUUAUUACGGCUAUUGCAGUCCUUAUGGCAUCAUCAGGGCAUCGAAAGUGAAUAUUCAACUGCAAAGCCCUCGUCCGGUGAUAACGAAAAGGAACAAGAAGAAAAGAUUUGCUAAGUCCUUGUCUGGAAAUCGUGUAAAACAAGAAUUUAUAAAUAAUUGAUGAAAUAGUCGAGAGCAGCUGGUUGGUGAAGAUGCAUAAUGGCCUCAUGAGUCGUGAAGAUUAUUGAUUCUGCAGGUUCUUCCAAAUAUCCCAAAGACACCUAUUCCCUUU